Terrapene triunguis (Three-toed box turtle) is the source of this 1431-nucleotide messenger RNA. It is a transcript of the gene TMEM121B, whose product is annotated as transmembrane protein 121B. The transcript has a single exon. The coding region runs from base 1 to 1431 and encodes 476 amino acids. The record is from RefSeq and is a predicted model, not a curated record. Lineage: Eukaryota; Metazoa; Chordata; Testudines; Emydidae.
AUGCACCGAGCUGUCUCCAACCAGCGCUCGGGCUCCUCCUCCUCCUCCUCCGGCUCCUUCCAGCCGCCGCCGCCGCCGCCCGCUCACCCCGCCGCCGACCUGCAGCCCCUCUUCCUGGGCGGCCGCAGCCGGCGCGUGUCGGGCUCCAGCUCGGGCUCGGCCCGGGCCCGCAGCAGCAGCAGCAGCGGGGGCGAGGAGGAGGAGGAGAGCAUCAGCAAACCCCUGGUGUCGGCCCCGGCCGCCCCGGCCCCCGCCGCCUCCUCCCCGGCUUCCAGCAGCAGCUCGGGCUGCAGCAUGACGGCGGGGGAGCUGUACGGGGGCGCGGGCCCGGCCGGGGGGGCGGCGGCGGCGACCGCCGGAGGGCUGCUGUGGCCGGGCGGGGGCUCCGGCGGGUCGCGCUGGGGCUACAAGGCGCUGUCCCUGGUGCUGCUGCUGGGGCAGGGCGCGCUGCUGGACCUUUACCUGAUCGCCGUCACCGACCUCUACUGGUGCAGCUGGAUCGCCACCGACCUGGUGCUGGCGGCCGGCUGGGGCAUCUUCUUCUGCCGCAACAGCCGGGCCCGGCGCCGGGAGCGCCCCCCGCCGGGUCACCCUCCGCCCCCGCCGCUGCACCCGCUGCUGCUGCACCCCCCGCACGGCGGCCGGGGCGCGGGCCGGGCGGGGGGCCCCCUGCGGGGAGGGGACUUCGCCUACGCGCACCUGGCCUGGCUGAUCUACUCCAUCGCCUUCACCCCCAAGGCGGCGCUGAUCCUGGGCACCUCCAUCCUGGAGCUGAUCGAGCUGCGCCUGCCGCUGGGCACCACCGGCUUCCGCGUCACCCUGGCGCUCUCCGCCCCGCUGCUCUACUGCCUGCUGCGGGCCAUCGGCCCCGACGGCGCCGGCCAGUUGCUGCUGCCGCCCCAGCCCCCGCCGCAGCACCGCGCGGCCGCCGCCUUCCUGGCCACCUGCCUCGACCUGCUGGACAGCUUCACCCUGCUGGAGCUGGUGCUGCAGCCCGGCCGCCCGGCCCCGCUGCCCGGCCCGCUGCGCUACCUGCUCAUCGCCGUCUACUUCCUCUGCCUGGCCUCGCCCGUGCUCUGGCUCUACGAGCUCAGCGCCGCCCGGCCGCCCGGCGCCGCCCGCCUGGCCCUGCACCUGCUGCUGCCCGCCGGGCUGCUGGACGCGCCGCUGCUCGCCCUGCGCUGCCUCCUGCUGCUGCGCUACCAGCAGCCGCUCUCCAUCUUCAUGCUCAAGAACCUCUUCUUCCUGGCCUGCCGCGGCCUCGAGGCCAUGGAGACCUGCUGCCUGCUCCGCCCCGCCGCCGGGGGCGCCAAGUACAGCGCGGCCCCUGGCCCGGGCCCCGGCGCCGCCCAGCUCAGCCACUGCAUCUCCGAGAACGACAUGGGGCCCCACGGCUACGUCAACACCCUGGCGGUCAGCGCCCAGAACUGA